Molecule: messenger RNA, 1768 nt
Organism: Piliocolobus tephrosceles (Ugandan red Colobus)
Lineage: Eukaryota; Metazoa; Chordata; Mammalia; Primates; Cercopithecidae
Gene: EPHX1
Product: epoxide hydrolase 1
Exons: 9
Coding region: 196-1563 (455 amino acids)
Biological process (GO): epoxide metabolic process; arachidonate metabolic process
Molecular function (GO): epoxide hydrolase activity
Source: RefSeq, a predicted model, not a curated record
ACAGGCGCCUAGAGCAUCGCCAGGUGCAGAGCUCCACAGCUCUCUUUCCCAAGGAGUGAUCAAGGGUGAGAACGUGGAGCCUGGUGGACAGGUGAAGGCAUUGGGAUCUUUCUGCCCAGAAAGGGGAAAGUUGCACAUUUAUAUCCUAGAGGGAAGCGACAGCGGUGCUCCUCCCUGUGCUGAAGUACAGGAGCCAUGUGGCUAGAAAUCCUCCUGACUUCAGUGCUGGGCUUUGCCAUCUACUGGUUCAUCUCCCGGGACAAAGAGGAAACUUUGCCACUUGAAGAUGGGUGGUGGGGCCCAGGCACGAGGCCCGCAGGCAGGGAGGACGAGAGCAUCCACCCUUUCAAGGUGGAAACGUCAGAUGAGGAGAUCCACGACUUACACCAGAGGAUCGAUAAGUUCCGUUUCACCCCACCUUUGGAGGACAGCUGCUUCCACUAUGGCUUCAACUCCAACUACCUGAAGAAAGUCAUCUCCUACUGGCGGAAUGAAUUUGACUGGAAGAAGCAGGUGGAGAUUCUCAACAGAUACCCUCACUUCAAGACUAAGAUUGAAGGGCUGGACAUCCACUUCAUCCACGUGAAGCCCCCCCAGCUGCCCGCAGGCCGUACCCCGAAGCCCUUGCUGAUGGUGCACGGCUGGCCUGGCUCUUUCUACGAGUUUUAUAAGAUCAUCCCACUCCUGACUGACCCCAAGAACCAUGGCCUGAGCGAUGAGCACGUUUUUGAAGUCAUCUGCCCUUCCAUCCCUGGCUAUGGCUUUUCAGAGGCAUCCUCCAAGAAGGGGUUCAACUCGGUGGCCACCGCCAGGAUCUUUUACAAGCUGAUGCUGCGGCUGGGCUUCCAGGAAUUCUACAUUCAAGGAGGGGACUGGGGGGCCCUGAUCUGCACCAAUAUGGCCCAGCUGGUGCCCAGCCACGUGAAAGGCCUGCACUUGAACAUGGCUUUGGUUUUAAGCAACUUCUCUACCCUGACCCUUCUCCUGGGACGGCGUUUCGGGAGGUUUCUUGGCUACACUGAGAGGGAUGUGGAGCUGCUGUACCCCGUCAAGGAGAAGGUCUUCUACAGCCUGAUGAGGGAGAGCGGCUACAUGCACAUCCAGUGCACCAAGCCCGACACCGUGGGCUCUGCUCUGAAUGACUCUCCUGUGGGUCUGGCUGCCUAUAUUCUAGAGAAGUUUUCCACCUGGACCAAUACGGAAUUCCGAUACCUGGAGGAUGGAGGCCUGGAAAGGAAGUUCUCCCUGGAUGACCUGCUGACCAACGUCAUGCUCUACUGGACAACAGCAACCAUCGUCUCCUCCCAGCGCUUCUACAAGGAGAACCUGGGACAGGGCUGGAUGACCCAGAAGCAUGAGCGGAUGAAGGUCUACGUGCCCACCGGCUUCUCUGCCUUCCCUUCUGAGCUAAUGCACACGCCUGAAAAGUGGGUGAGGUUGAAGUACCCGAAGCUCAUCUCCUAUUCCUACAUGGCUCGUGGGGGCCACUUUGCAGCCUUUGAGGAACCGGAGCUGCUCGCCCAGGACAUCCGCAAGUUCCUGUCAGUGCUGGAGCGGCAGUGACCACCCCACACAGCCCCCUGCCUCCCUCCACAAGUGCCCUCCAGGCUUUUCUUUGGGAAGAUACCCCUUUUCUGAGGGAUGAGUUUGCCUCCAUCCCCUGCCCAUGCUGGGAGCCCACGCUUACCCCCUCACCCCUCCAAACUCACUCCCCAAUCCCCAACUCUGUGUGAUAAGCAAUAUGGCCUUGAUGAUAAAUGACUUUGCU